Molecule: messenger RNA, 3030 nt
Organism: Anas platyrhynchos (mallard)
Lineage: Eukaryota; Metazoa; Chordata; Aves; Anseriformes; Anatidae
Source: RefSeq, a predicted model, not a curated record
CGCAGCUGGGGUGAAAGAGCAGGAGGAGAGAAAUUAAUCCCUGCGAGUGUAUUUCUAGAAAAGGAACGAAAAGCAUCUUGUCUCCUAGCUGGUUUCAUCUGUUACAAGAAAAAGCAGAGUGAGACUAAUUUUUUCUCUUGGCAAAAAAAGAAAGAGAGGGUACAUGGAAGUCAUACACCCCCAAGCAAGAGCAAGGCUGGACGCAGAGACGGGCUCCGUGGACUGAAGGGAGAUGAGUUCGGGAGGAGCCCGGUGAGCCUGCCUUGGGACUGUGGAGCAUCCAACAGCACCGGAGCUGUGCUCCCAGGUGGACAGAUGGGCUCUGCCUGCUUCCCGUGGCUGAGCUUGCUGCUUCUCAGUGGCCUUGCUCUGCGGCCAGGUAUUGCUGCGCCAACAGGUGACCCUGCUGAAGGGACAAAUGGCUUUUCCUCUAACAAUACACGUGUGACAGUUUAUCGUUGUAAAGAUUGUGACAGCAAAAUUUGCCAAUUAUCCAAUUAUGAGAUCUUUGAUAAAAUUGGAGAAACUAAAAAUGGGACAUUAUCAAAUGACAUAAUUCAGUUGGUGACCACUGCAACUCACAUCAUUAUGUGCUUUCAGCAAGAAAUUAAGUAUCUUAAUGAAGUUUAUGCCAUCGUCUGGCAGGAAGACUGGGGAAUAGGAGAAUCCUGUGGCAACCUGGGACCUGGAGAAAAUGAGGUGCAUCACAUCACAGAAGAGGAGAAAAUCUGCUGUGCAGUAGAGGCAGAAGAAAUCCAACCACACGUGGCUAACCUGAACUGCUACGUUGAAAAUAAGAAAAGCUCAAUAUACCAGACCCCCGAUAAUAUAACUCCAGAUAAUCCAACAGAUCCAGACAGCAGCAAGACAAUUGGCAUCACUGCCACUUUCCUGAUUCUUGGGGUUUGUGCAGCAGCACUGGCACUGUAUUGUGUUCAAAGAACCCGAAGUGGUCAAGGACGUGUCGUAGUGCUCUAUCAGAUUUUUAAAGUGAAUGGAGAGAGACAGCUGUCUUCAGAAGGUGCUAUAAAACCCAAUCAGGCUUGUGAAAGUGGAAGGUCACAGCCAUUUGAAGCAUCAUCUACAAAUGAGACAAACCAGGCCCUUAUGCCAGCAGCAUCCUCAAACAAAGUCUAGCCAUCACCUGAAGAAACACGUUUAUUUUAUACCUCACAAUAGUUCUCACAAACGUACUUUCACAAUUCCCAUGCAUUCACUGAGGACUGCAAUUGCCCUAGUUAUCCAACUCCAGACUUUUGCAAGCAAUAAGAAAAGCUUCCAGGGGCUCUUGUCCUCUCCCGGUACUUGUCUGAGAAGCCCCAGCAUCACAAGAUGCAUGGCUUGUUUGGCAGCACAGACUUAUACCAACUGAAUCCUCCUUUUUUUUUUUAUGGUUGAAACUAUCGGUUCUCCUAAAAUUCUUUGGAGAAUUGCAUCUUUGCUCAGGCAGGCCGUGUUGAACCUUAAUGGAGAUGUUCUCUGCAUAUCUUCCAUGUCGUAACACAGUAGCGUGGCCAUAGUUUUUCAUCUGUUAAGUCCCAGGCUAGUUCUAGGUUUCCCUGAGAAGGAGUUUUGUAGAGCCAUGUGUAGGAAGGGACCUUAAAGACCACCCACUAGCUCAGGCUGUCCAGAGCCUCAUCCAGCCCGUACAGGUGACUGGUUUGUUUUUAGAGUGGUUUACCCUUCUGAGCCAAAAGUCUGGUUUUGCAGCCACCUGCAGGUUGAAGGCUACUCUGCAGGCUCUGUCCUGUGCAGCAGAGACAGAAAGGCGUGCACUUCAGGGGUGCACAAACGGUAGUUCACAGGUAGCAUGUCAUCUUCAAGUGAUUUACUGCUCAUGCUUGAUUUGAGUAAAUCCUCAAAAUUUGCAUUAUACCCAAACAAAUAUCAGGCUUUUGAGCAAAGAGCACCAGCAUCCAAAUUGCAAAAGCACAUCCCUGAAGUGGAAUGGAUGCUUGUUGAAUUAUUUUUUUUGCAUAGUUUAACCAAUCAUAAACCUAUAAAUUGGUAGUUUCAUCAGGAAAUCUCAAAGGAUGUAGGAUGUAACAUGAUUCUAUACAGAUAAAAAAAAAAUAGCAAAAAAAAAAAAAUAAUACAAAAAGGUAUAUUAAAAAGUUAUGGACAUUUUCUUUUUCCCUUGACCUCAAAACUUUGGAAGAUCCUUCAAAUGCAAGUAGGAAAUUUCUGUGGUGUUUUGAAACAGUAUGAUUAGUUCAAUGUAUGUUUUUCCAGGGCAGCUAUCAUGGGUGUUGCUUUUGGUUUUGUUUUUCUGCUGUAAGUCAUUUCUGCGAGAGCCUCUCAGGAAGUGCCAAGCAUUCCCAUUGAUGCAUGGAGCUGCGUGCUGGGCUUCAGGAGAUUCCAGUGAUGCAUACCUGAUUUUCCUGGACCUAGAAAAAGACUGUCUUAAAAUUAAAGGCUGUUGCAGUUCUCUGGAGUGGUCUCUUAAUGGGGAAAAACAAAUGUGUGUGUGCAUGUUAGGGCGGUCAAACUGAUGACUGACACUGCUCUUUUUUUGUGUACCCUCAGAUUUUGAGUUUUUUUGAAACAGAGAUAACAUGCUAUUUGACAAUUUAUGUUGUAGUAAUUCAAGAGAUUAAAAUUUGAGAGUGUUCAAAUUUAAUUUCUAAUCUUUAACACCAGUUGGGGCCAGAGAGCUAGCCAAGCCUUGGGAAUAGAGGUUACCUGCCCAGUGACAGUUGCUCAGCUAAAUCUGUCACAAGAUGCAAUUCACAAACUGACUUUGGGGUGCACACACUUUCCUUCCCAUCUUUUCUGCCUUCCUACUGCUGAUUUUGCAGACAGUGAUAUUCAGAGGUGUCAGUCCCAGCUGUUCUGAUUUGUGCCUCCUGAGCUGCAUUUUGCCUGUAAUGCCAAUCAUCCGAUGUCUUGGGAAAAGGGCUUUAAUGAUCCUCUUGGCUCUCAGCAAGUGACUGAUGUUGCUUUAUGUGCCUGAUGUUGCUUUAUGUGCCUUUUUACAAAUAAAUAUAUCCACACAAAUAGUUCUGAAAUAAAAAUCAACUGAAAAUAUCA